Messenger RNA from Chondrus crispus (carragheen), 1552 nucleotides. RefSeq lists its product as hypothetical. The transcript has 2 exons. The coding region runs from base 1 to 1131 and encodes 376 amino acids. The record is from RefSeq and is a predicted model, not a curated record. NCBI's taxonomy places the organism in Eukaryota, Rhodophyta, Florideophyceae, Gigartinales, Gigartinaceae.
AUGAAGUUUAACACGCUCGGCACCUCCGGCCUCUCCGUCUCCGACGUGUGCCUUGGCACAAUGACAUGGGGCGUGCAGAACACGGAGGCGGAGGCUCACGAACAGCUGGACUAUGCCCUCGCCAAAGGUGUCAACUUUCUUGAUACGGCAGAACUUUAUCCAGUUCCGUCCUCGGCACCAAAAUGGGUUCCGGGCAAGUCCGAGGAGUACAUUGGCACCUACUUGGCCACCCGUCCCGGUCUGCGUGAAAAGAUUGUCAUCGCCACAAAAUGUAUGGGAUUCGCGCCAAAGUCCAUCGUCGUGGAAAACCGCAAGGAGGGUGCUGAAUUGGACAAGAAGGACGGGAUGCCCAGUAGGCUUGAUAAAAAGAGCAUCAGGGAGGCUUGUGAGGCUAGCUUGAGGAGGAUGCAGACAGAUUAUAUUGACUUGUAUCAGCUCCACUGGCCAGAUCGUUAUGUCCCGCUAUUCGGCACGCGCAGCUACAAUCCCGAUCAAGAACGACCCGGCUCCGUGCCCAUCCGCGAGACGCUCGAGGGCCUCAAAGAGCUGCUGGAUGAGGGCAAGAUCAAGGCUUAUGGCUUGUCCAACGAGACUACCUUUGGCGUGUGUGAGUUUGUCCGCCUCGCCGAUGAGCUCGGCAUGCCACGCCCGGCGACCAUCCAGAACGCCUUCUGUCUACUCAAUCGCUCAUUCGAAGCAGAGCUUGCCGAGGCGUGUUCGCCAUCAAACUUUAACAUCGGUCUGCUGCCGUGGUCCGUGCUGGCGGGGGGCGUGCUCACCGGGAAGUACAACGGCAAGCUAGACGAUAACUUUGAGCCGAUGGACAACAGCUUGGAGAGAGCUAGAUUUGUCUUAUUUAAAAGCUUUCAAGGCCAUUUUGUCUCGAAGCAGACGUUAGGGGUCGCGGAGCAGUACAUGCAGAUCGCCAAGAGCAAAGGCAUGUCCGUGGCUACGCUGGCCCAAGCGUUUUGUAAGACUAGAUGGUAUAUCCCGUCCACUAUCAUCGGUGCGACAACGAUCGCACAGCUCAAGGAGAAUAUCGAGGCGUUUGAUGUCGAACUUGACAAGGAGUCGCUUGAUGCCAUCGACCAGGUGCACAGGGCGUGCAAGGACCCUUGCCUUGAUCUAUGAUGAUUGGCAGUGACCGAUCACCACCAGCUACUUGCUCUGGGUGCUUCGACAAAGUUUUUUGGACAGUGCGGGCAUUUUUAACGCCAGCACGGUCCACCAAACCGUAGCAAAUUUCCCCGGAAUCACACUCGGGCUAAUUGGGAGAGCUAAUUAGUAGAGCUGUUAGGGUGUUAGAUGUAGUAAGUUUGCAGGGCGAGAGAAAAUCGAUCUAGCAAUUUUCAAACCUGAUGCAAUUCUCCCGAAGAUUUAAAUAGAUGCCUGUUGUUCAUCGCAGCAGCCUUGGUCUUUGCGUAUUUUGUUCUUGCCCGACAGUGUUCAUAAUAGUGGAUUUCUCGGACAUCUCACUACACCUGCACUGCCGUUCAUCUACAUAAAACGGAGCAGCGCCAACGGAGGUCGAUGUUCCUGGGCAUGCAACACG